Homalodisca vitripennis (glassy-winged sharpshooter) is the source of this 5968-nucleotide messenger RNA. Its product is annotated as cholecystokinin receptor type A. The coding region runs from base 75 to 1439 and encodes 454 amino acids. Lineage: Eukaryota; Metazoa; Arthropoda; Insecta; Hemiptera; Cicadellidae. Gene Ontology annotation, molecular function: G protein-coupled receptor activity; peptide binding. Gene Ontology annotation, biological process: neuropeptide signaling pathway. Gene Ontology annotation, cellular component: membrane. The record is from RefSeq and is a predicted model, not a curated record. The transcript is spliced from 6 exons.
UUCCCCGGCCUUGUGUGUUUAGGACUUACCGCCAAUUGUCAGAGGAAUGUUCGUGUACCGGCCGUGAGAAUGGCAUGACGACACUGGGCCCUAACACCACCUCCCCGACCCUCUUCAGCUCGCCACCGGUCGAGUCUCUAGUCGUCCUCUACGUGCUGGUCCUGGCCGUGGGGUUGCUAGGCAACGCCUUCAUCGCCACGGCCAUCUGGAACCAGCGGGUCGUCCGCAACAUUCUCCUCCUCAACCUCUGUGCUUCUGACUUUCUGGUGUGUGGGCUCAGCGGCCCCGUCAGCGUUGUCGCCGCCCUACACAAAGGAUGGAACUUGGGCCUGAUUCCUUGCAAGAUCACAUUCUUCUUGCAAGGUGUGCCUGUAGCUGCGAGCACCUGGUCACUGAUGAUGCUCUCUCUAGACCGCUAUACUUCCAUCCAACACCCCCGCAUGUUGACAAGAUUCCGUCAGCGACGUCACCUUUCACUGCUGAUGAUUGUGGCCGUCUGGUGUGUCUCUCUGGCCGUCUGUUCGCCCCUCCUCUAUUGCCGCACCUUGGUUGGCGAAUCCUGCGAAGAGGUGUGGGAGGAUCCUACUCUAUGGACAUGCUGGGUGGUCGGUCACGUGAUCCUUGUGUACCUGGUACCGGGUCUGACAGUGGCGGCCUGUCAUCAUUCUGUGGGCCACAAGCUGUACGCUGCAUCUCUGUCCGCCGCCGCUGCCAACGGAGAUAUCCCUCUUCCCAUGCCCAUCCUCGGUCGACCCAAGGAGGUCAUCAUUGUUGCCUCGGUGCAAAACGACGUUCCGUCCAAAGUAAUACAUUAUCGACAUGACCAAGAGGACUCUGACGAUGCUAAGAAUGGUGCCAAGAUCAGGUCGGACAUCGCUGACCACAGGCGACUGCAGGCGGGACGACAGACCGACCCGCGCCGGAAGAAGCUCCCUCGGUCACCCAAGGAAGCUCGCGCAGCCCGUAGCCCUCGCCGUCCACCACUGACCAAACAGAUGUCUCGACAGUCUCUACACAGCCGCCGCCGGCUUGCCAACAUGCUGGUGGCUCUGGUCGUCGUCUUUGCGACCUGUUGGCUUCCAUAUGUUUCCCUCAGAAUCUACUCGGUGGAUCCCACAUCGGAUUCUGAGCUGAUUCAAAGUUUUCUUCCCUUCUGUCUGCUACUGGGUCACACCCACUCCGCCAUUAAUCCCAUCGUCUACUGGUUCCUCAACCGGCAGUCUCUACAGACAACUUCCUGUGUCGCCUGGCUCCGCAAGGGUUCUCAACGCGACAAACUCGGCAGUCACUUCCGGUUCCUGGGCGGUGGCGGGCAGGUGGACCAUCGGAGGCCCUCUUCCACGAACGAGGCCGCCUUGGGCAUCUUCCACCCGCGUUACACCGUCCCCAAGCCGAGGCCGCGACCCCAGCCUCGCGAGUCUUCUCAGUUCUACGCCUAGCAGCAGUAUGAUUCCCCUUGUCCCACCCCGGGCCUCAUCCGCACUCAACCUGUGCGCUGAUAUUGUUGUCAUUGUGAUAAAUAUUUAUCUAGAUUCAGGAUAUGAACUCGUUUAGAAAAGUAAGUCUAGUCCUUAUCGAUAGGAUAUGAAAAUUUUUAAGUAUUUAUAUUCUUACGGGAAAAACUAACUGAAAGUGGUUCUAGCACUUUCAUACAGUUUAAAAAAACAAACAUUUAGUGAGAUAAGCUACGGGUUAUUGAUAAUGUUUCUUUCUGUAUUUUCUAAGACGGAGACUUCUUGUUUACUGCUGGAGUGUAUUGAACAUCGAAAUUCUUUUAUAAUUCUAUCAUCACAUAUAAAAUACAUUAGAUUUUGUUCAUGUAAAGUAAUAUAGGACAUUAGUUGAAUAAUAAGUUUUAUCUUGCCUAGUUAAAAGAUGUAAUACAUAACUAAGUAGAAUAUUUCAGCUUAAUAUGGUAAUUGUUUAAACUCUAUAUCCAGUGAUAAAUACAGUUGAAAGUUGAGUAUUGAAAUAAUACAUUUUAAUAUGUAUACAAGAAUAAAUAGAAUUUCAUAAAAUUUAAAAAAUGGAAAUAAGAUUUUAUGAUUGUUAUGAUUUAAUCAAACGCUUCGUUAAAAACUCAUAAACGCUGCGUGUUCGAAACACUUCUUAAGUUGUUUAAUUCUUUGUUAAAUUGGGUUUUAAAUGAAUGUAUGAAUAUGUUUAUAAGAGUGAAAUGGUAUAUAGCUUCAAAUCGCCAAUCUUUAUACAAGUUUUCAGAUUAAAUAGUUUUAAAUGUUGUAACAGACAAUCAGGCCUUAUCCUAGGUGUUACUGGAAAGAGUUGGGUUGUAACGUAAUCGAUAAAUGGUUUAGGAACACUAUUUGAGGACUCUUGGUGCUAUAGGUGUAUACAAUUGUUAAAUUAUACAAAGACAUCAGUACGUACAUUCAAAAGUGCAUUAGGUUAUUGUUAGAGCUUUAAAAACAUUUAUUUAUGGCGUUCUGUAAUUUGUCUCUUAAAUAUUAUAAUACACUUAACCGAUCGUGAAAAAGUAUCGCAUUGAAGUGUUUCAACUAUCGAUUAAGGACCUUGGGUAAGGUUAGAUAUAAAUUAGAACUCAUGUUUUAUUUUAAUAGUAAGAGUAGAUAAAACUGAUGUUAAAACAAUAUCUGACCACACUACUGAGCAUUGUAAUCUUAGUGUGGUGGAUUGUAACAAAUUAACAGUUGAGUUAAAGAUUUUAAAACGAUUGUUUUUAGUUAUGCUUAGCGCAUUGUUCGUACUCCACUGUAAUGUAACAGGCUAGACUAACUAAAUCUAGGAAAAUUUAUUGACUGGGAAACAGAAAAUAAGAAUACACCUGAUUAUUAUAAAUAUUGCACAAUCUUUAUUCUGUUUUCUAAGACCCUGCUAGAGACUAGUGGCCAUAGGAUGGACAUAAUAAGGCUUGAAUGGAGGAUAAGCAGCUCCUUAACAACUUAAAUACUGGCAUUGUAAACUGCGAGAACGAAUGCUAAUAUAAAUAAUACCAAACAUUUUAUUACAGAACCGAUUUAUAUAGACGAGUGCCAAUAACUAUAAUGCCAUAUUUUUACUCAUAUAACUGGUGCGAUACCCAUACAUAACAUUAUAUUUCAUUAUAAGAACAUUUUUACUAUAUUUAAAUAUAAAAUGUUUAAGUUAACUUUGGAAGAACAAAUUUUGAACGCAUUAAACCAUAUGCAGUAAAUUUUAGGAGUAAAUAUAAAUUAACUAUAAUAUUAGUCAUAUUGUUUGUUUUAAACUAUUACAAUCGCAAUUAUAGUUCAGAUGUUAUUUAAUUGUAAAGUUGUUAACAGUUUUCAUUGUGAUGAUUUAUUUUAUGAUAAAGCUUUUAUUACUUGGAGAUUUAAAAUGAAAAAGCAAUCUCAUGGUUUAAUACAAAAGUUAAAGGACUAUAAAAAUGGAGCUAAAUUUGUGUAGUAUACAAUAAAAACCUAAUUAAAUAUUAGUGGUUCUGCAACACUCAUAAAAUAUUGAUAUCAUGCUCUAAUGACUUACGUACACUAUUCAUCAUACAAAAGUAUAUAUUCUUAGUUUUUGUAACGCAAUAAAAAUAAGAUUACUCGUACUAUAAGGAAACUGCUGGAAUAUUCACUAAGUGAAUGGUGUGAAACUAGUUAUAUUAUUAUUUGCAUGUAUAUAUACAACUGUGAUCAGUAUGAAAAUAAAAUAUUCAAUAACCUCAUAUUUCGUGCCCGACGAGCGUGAUAAACGCGUGAUAACAGACUAUUUACUGUAUCAGCUGGAUGUGUUCUGGCCUAAGCUCCUUGUCCAUCUACCUCCUUAUAAACCUAGCUGCUUUUCAUGCAUUCUCCUCUUAGUUUAUAUAAGUAAAAAUAUACCCUUAAGAAUAUAUCACUCAUUAUUUAUUUCCUAUAUUCAGUGUCAUAACAUUAGGGGUUCAUUACUUAAGUUAAUAUUCCAGCUCGUGGUUUCUUCUGCAAUUUACAUAAAAUCAGAUUUAUUAUGCAUAAGAGAUACAAAUUGUUAAUAAUACAACAGAAUAAGAGUAAAUAUAACUAAUUAGUCAAUUGAUAAUUAGUUAAUAAUAAUUGUAGUUCAUUACAGGAAUGGAACAUUGAACGUUAUGCAUUUUAUAAUAUCGUAUUCCUCCAUAAUAUGACACCACCUAAAUAGUAACUUAGGAGCUGCUCAUCUUAAAAAGCAGCUUGAAAAAUACCACCAAGAGCAUCAUUGCCGUUCUACACGAAACUCUUCACAUAAUCCCAUCAACCAUUGGCCUUCAUAAAAUUAAACUACUCAUAAAACACUCUGUAAAGUCUACAUUUCUCAAAUUUGCGCACCAUACUAAAUGAUCUAUAAGCAUCUAUGCUUUGAAUUUUUCACUCAUCAUUUUUAACUCAUCACUAAAGAAUAUUGCUGCAUAGAGAUCCGUCAUCCAAUACUCUCUUCUUUUCUUUUACAACGAGGAUAUAGGUGAAGAUUACUCUUCUUUCAGUAUUCUUCUUUGCCGUCUACUCCGUUAUAUGCAAAGCAUUCAUUUAUGUUACAUCCCUUUCUUUUAGAUUCACUCGUGCUUCUUUGUACAACAACUUCUCCUCAGUCAUGACAUGUAAUAGAAUUACCCCAGCAAUGACACAGACGAUCCUCGUGGGACAGGGUGAUAUAUAUGCUAUAAUCACGUUAAAUUGUUUUCCCUUAAAGGAUCAUCUCCUUUAUGUUCAUAGCUUGUUACCUAUCCCUACAACCUCGUUUUUGAAAAGCAAACAAGAUACUAGUUUUCACUAUCCAAAAAUAUAACCUACUACGAUUCUUUUUGAAACUAAACCAUAAGGAACUUAUCAUAUGUGGAAGUUAGUGUUUGAAAUUUAGUAUUGGAUGGCUAAGCAAUAUUAGUAAUCACGGUAUGGAAUGUUAAAGAAGCGAUACCGUCAAUAUAGAGUUGGUCAUUUUGAUUAGUGGCGAUUCAAGUAACACUUGAUAAUAUAUAUGGAUCUUAUGGAAGUGAAAUAAUCAGACAAGCUGAUUUAAUUGCUAUAAAUAAUAACUAAACACUUUAUUUCUAUAUUACUUUUGUUAUUCAACGACUCCUUCUUGAUCAGUCUUAGAAGAUGUACUUAACCUCAUUCUCCCUUACAGACUUCUGUAAAGCUUUGUACCUUAGCCGACCGGGUCAACUGCCUUUCUCUCUUGUUGACAUGUUAUGACUCGUUCGGCGAUUAUUGUAAUGUAACGUAACUUCUGGGGAAUUUAUGCUUAGUCUUAAGCGAUACAAGCAAUGCGUAACCGUUCCCAGUGAAUAACGGUUCCGGGCAACUGUGUGUUGUUGAUGUUAUUCGCAUAGGUAGUUGAUACUUAACUGGAUAUUUUACUAUACCGUGUUUUUAAAUGUUUAUUAUGACUGUUGUUAUUGGUGUUGAAAUGUAACUCGUAAGCAACACUAUAUUUUUAUGGCUCUUAAAAAGCAAUAGGCUGUAAUUUUUGGGUUUGAGAACACUAUUUUGAUACGUAGUUCAUAAUACUGUGAAUAGUGGUUUUGUACUCAGCCUACGGUUACUGUCAAUAUCUUACUCUAUAUGAUACUAUAAAAACUGUUUAUGGGUUUACAAACGUUCUUAGAGGUGUUAUACUCAUACAAAACUGUAUAGAAGGAUGCAGUAUUAUUGUAUUUUCACAUUUCAUUGCAUCAAAUCUUUAAUCGAAUAAGUGUUAUAACGUAUCUUUUGUGGGAGUGAAUACACAUCUGACGUACCCGUAUCGCAAUGUUUUCCACUUUAAAAUAAGAAAAGGCUCUUAAUAGUUCUGAAAGUAAAUGUUAAUUGUGUUUUAACUGAAGAUUUGGCUGUCUGUAAUGUUGGUUGUUAUUUUUAAUUAAAGCCUCUCAAUAAAUUUAGUGUUGUUGAUUUAUAAAAGAAAUUCAUUUUGAAAACGUCUCUUGUACAGAUAUUUAACUAUUUUUCACUAUUGUUAAUAAAAUUAUAUUUGUAUAAUUCAAUGGACCAAUAAAGUUUUAGGUUUUCUA